Molecule: messenger RNA, 847 nt
Organism: Rosa rugosa (rugosa rose)
Lineage: Eukaryota; Viridiplantae; Streptophyta; Magnoliopsida; Rosales; Rosaceae
Exons: 2
Coding region: 84-731 (215 amino acids)
Source: RefSeq, a predicted model, not a curated record
CUUUCAAUUCAGAGAAAACUACAUGAACAACAUAUAUAUUGGGAUUUUUUUACGGCGUUUUAUUAAGAGAGACUAGCUAAUCCAUGGCUGAAGCGGUUCCACAAUCUUCCAUCGACAUCAACUAUGUCGCAGAGCUUGUGCCAGUCAGACUCACCAGAGAAAACUAUCUCAUCUGGAAAUCUACGUUCAUCCCGGUUCUUAAAACCUACAACCUCUUCAACAUCAUCCAAGGAACAGAGCAGUGUCCAAGUAAGGACAACAUAUGCCGGAUACUGAUCAGCAAAACCCUAUCCGAGGCCACUCUACCAUACAUAACAAAAUGCGAAGGCUCAAGCGCCCGGGACCUGUGGCUAUACUUAGAAAAAGAAAUCGGUGAAGCUGCAAAGUCUAAGGUGAGGUGGCUCAGGACUCGCAUGCAAACACUCAAGUAUGGUUUAACCUCAUGGCCGUCGGAUUACUUUGAAUCCGCCAAGCAGAUUGCUGAUAAACUCGCGGUGGCGGGGUGUCCUGUCAGUAACAGUGAGCUUAUUGCUUAUAUUCUUGACGGACUUCCCUGGGAUUAUAAGGUCUUUGUUACAUGGACUCGUAAAAGGAAGGAUGUCGAUCAUAUGAGUCUAGAAGAGUUGCAUGACUUGCUAGUGAGGGAUGAAUAUAAAUGUGCCGUUAAGGGCGCUGUUGGAGUAGCUUGUCUGUGGCUUAUUAUUCGCCUUUGCAGGUCAAAAGGCGAAUGAUAAUUUUCUGCAUUACAUUUUCCAGAGGGUGAUGGUUAGCUAGUUCGAUAUUUAAUUGGUUUUUCUUUAUUUGUUCUUGAACAGAAAAUUAUUAACUCGAUCUGGUUCUUUUUUUA